AUGGAGACCUUCUCUCUGCUGCGACUUGGCCUAUGGUUGGUUUUUGCAGGAGCUCCAGAAAGUAUAACGGAGGUAAUUAAAGAAGAAUUUUUAGAGGAAGAGAUGCAAUAUGACACGGCAAAAUGUGACCAAGAAAAGCAGACCGUUGUGGUUUUAAUGAAUUGGACUCUGUUAGAUAGAAAUACCAGCCUCAGUAUGUCCAACGAUGUGAGGUCGUUCUCAUUACUGACAUUCAGAAGAUUGUGUUAUAGCUUCCCCCAAAGAAGUGGUCCAGUUAGUAACAAAAAGCACUACAAUGACGUGACAGUCUGGAGAAAAGUUUCAGAAGCUAAUGGGUCAUGCAAGUCAAGUAACAACUUCAUUUAUGGCUCCAUGGAAGUGAUCUGCGGGGUCUCCGAGGCUGCCAGCUGCAAGAGUGGGCAGAAUCCUGGCAUAAGCUGCUCUGAGAGCCUGGAACACGGGACCACUACAUGCCAGAUCACCAUGGGCAAACAGUCCCCCAGGUGCCAACACCACAGUGUCACCUCAUUAAAGAAAAUGAUGGUGGUGCUGACAAGUCAUUCUCUGAUGAGCUGGUUAGUUAGUGACUCUAAGUUGUAA
Messenger RNA from Vicugna pacos (alpaca), 600 nucleotides. RefSeq names its product ribonuclease A family member 11 (inactive) (gene RNASE11). Gene Ontology annotation, molecular function: nucleic acid binding. Gene Ontology annotation, biological process: defense response to Gram-positive bacterium. The record is from RefSeq and is a predicted model, not a curated record. Lineage: Eukaryota; Metazoa; Chordata; Mammalia; Artiodactyla; Camelidae.